AUUAUUGCGCUAAAAACUCAUCAAAACAUAAUUAAAAAAUAUUGAAAAUAUGUUUGACACUAUUUUGAAAAUAUUUCAACUGUUUUACUGUUAAGUAUUUAAAUCAAUAUUUUAUUCAUUAGUUAUAUUAUAACUAAACUCGCAAGCACCGGACGAUGAAAUACUACAAUAUUCCACCGUUUAUAAAUGACAUUCCUCUGUUUUCUGAUUAUAAAACGUACUAUAAAAUAAUAAUUAUCUGAAAAUAAAUAUUAAGUAUACAUAGUUGAGGUAUAGCCUUCAAUGAACCAACUAUUUUGUUUAUUCAUCACAAGGUGAUUACUUUUUUAGCUUCUAUUAUAAGAUAAUAACUCAAGUAGGUAACAAGUCAAAAACAACAUUUAUUAAUUAUAACACCCACCUUUGUGUUGAAGUAAUCAUUUUAUAAUCAUAUUAUGAAGUACAAUCCAAUGAAAUAUAUGAUAUUAUAAGAUUUUGCGAAUUAAAACAUUCGUAUUAUCAACUUAGUGACUAAAUCACUUUACUCGAUAAGAGUAAACUAUGAAGUAAAAAAAAGUGACGCAUUAAAAUCACAGUUAUUACAUUAUUAAUGUCAAAAGGAAAAUAACAGUCACAAAAAUAACAAAUAUCAAAAAUACAAUUUAAAACUUAUUUCAAUUUCAAAUAGAUGUACCUAAUUUAAUCUUAGUUAUUUUUUAUUUUAACCGGGAUCAUACAUACAAUGGCUAGCAACGGAUUGGCGAAACAAAUAUUCGCUACUAUAUCAGCGUCUUUGUCGAUAUUUAUCGCCGGCUGUUGGCUCGGGUGGCCAGCCGCUACCACCGACAAGUUUUUAAACCACCAGACGGGCAUCGAAGUGACGUACCCUCAGUUAUCGUGGAUCGUAUCUUGUAUGGACAUAGGAAACGUGCUCAGCCCGAUUCCGGCUGGUUUUUUGAUGGACCGAUUCGGUCGGAAAAAAACCGUCAUUUUUCUGGGACCGGUGUUCAUCGUUUCCUGGGCACUGCCCGUGUUCCUGAACCAUAUUUGGGCAUUAUACCUGGCCAGAUUCUUGGGCGGCGUAGGCAAAGGAGUGUCCUACACUGUGGUGCCGAUAUUCCUGGGCGAGAUAGCCGGAGUGAAAAUCCGCGGAGCCCUGAGUUCGGUGUUUACCAUUCAAUUGGCAGCCGGUAUGUUGUUCGAGCUCGUUGUUGGGCCUAUCGUGACGUACAAGACUCUGAACGCCAUUUCGGCGGUGGUGCCCGUGCUUUUCUUCAUUCUGUUCAUUUGGAUAGCCGAAUCUCCGUAUUACUUGCUGAAAAAUGGCCGCCGCGACCAGGCGGCCAAAUGCCUCGGCUGGUACAGGGCCGGCGACGACUCGGAAUUACAACUGAUGGAGGCGACCGUCCAAGAGGAAAUGAUGAACAAAGGAACGUACAGUGAACUUUUUACGAACAAGAAAAAUCUGAAAGUGCUGUUCAUCGUGGUCUCCGCGUGUUUCUCCCAGCGGGCAGGAGGCGUCAGCAGCCUGAUAGCCUUUGGGUCCCUAUCACUUCCCGACCCGUCGCCGCUGGUCAGCAAAUCCAACUACAUUGUCCUGUUUGGAAUCCUGCACGUGGCCUUAUCGUUCGUCGGCAUGUCUCUGGUCGACGUCGUCGGUAGAAAACCGCUGUUGAUACUGUCCGAAGCAUCGCUGGGAGUGAUAACCUUCGUGUACGGGCUUUAUUUCUACGUGGGGAUGUACACGGACGUGUCCCAGUACAAUUGGGUGCCGUACGCGUGCUAUGAAAUGUUCUCCGUCAUGUAUGCUUUGGGCGUAGGCUUCAUUCCGGUGGUGUUUUUAGGCGAAAUGCUCCCGGUCAACGUGCGCGCCCACGGGUCUGCUGUCAUGUCGAUUGCGUUGGCAUUUAGUUCGUUGGUUUCCAACAAGAUGUAUCUGUUCGUAUCGACCACGUACGGGUUCCACGUUAUUUUGUGGGUUUACACGGUGGUGAAUUUAGUGUGCGCCUUUUUGGCCUACAAAAUGGCCCUGGAAACCAAAGGUAAAACGUUCCUAGAAAUUCAAAACAUGUUGGAAAACAGUGGAAAAAAUGGUUCGGAAGGAAAAAUCAACGCGAAAACAUAAAAGCAUAGUAAUAUUAUACUAACUUUGACGAUACAAUUUUACGGUUUACUUCGAUGCUUGAGUGGACAUAAAAAUUCCCUGCUAGUUAUUUUUAAAGUCGCUCUCGAUCAUCAAAAAAGACUCUUGUCUAUCUAUUACAUUCCUCUAUAUAGACAUAAUUAGUUAAUAACUAAUAAUGUUUAACACUUGGAAUAAUUUUAUUAUAAGAGUAAUUAGUAAAGCAUAUAUUGCACACCUAGAUCAAAACUGUAGGAACUUAAAAAAACUUAUUUUCAAGUUUAAUUACUUUAACUUGUUGAUUAAACUUAAACUGUUUAUUUUAAUAAAACAGUUUUGUACAACCAACUUGCGUGCAAUCCGCUUGAUAUCCGAACAAAAACUAAAGUUUUAAACGGUUUUGGUAGUUAGAAUUAUGGAAUUAGUCAUUUUUACAAAAGGUGCUUACAGCUUAAAUUUGUUUUGUUGGCUCAUGCAACUUCGUUUGUAGAAUCCGAAUAUACAAAUAACUAAAAAUAGGUACUCACUUUUUGAGUUGUUACAGUUUUGAUCUUGGUGUGCGACAUGAAAAAUAAGAACAUUUUGUUUAACUUAAUAACUUAUAUAUAUAGAUAUAUAUAUUUAUUAGUUUACGUUCUUCAUAUUUUAUUAUAUUUUGUGUAUUAAUAUUACCUUGUUAUCUUGUUUAUGUAAAUAAUACCUACGAGAAUUUUAUUUUAACUCUGUACACUUUUUCCAACACCACAAAACUUUUGCAUUAUAUAAUAAGAUAACAAUUUGACGAUAAUAAAUUAUGAUAGAUCAAGACAGACAUAUUAUUAACCAUGUAUUAGUUAGAAAGGGGCCUAACCUAACCGGGGGAUGUUCGAAAUUUAUUUCAAAUUAUUAGAAAAGUUAGGUUAAUUUAUAUCUGAAAAUAUACAAAAAGAAAAAUGUAUGAAACUUAAGAUAUACAGUUAUAUUAUGCUGUGGUAGCCAAUCAGGCAAUCACCCGGUAUUAUUCAACUACAAACUAUACUGAAUAUUAUGGUUAUAAUGAGAAUGAUGUAAAAUGGAAAUUAUUAGACCUUUAAAGCACUCGCAAUAUAUUAAUACACUUAAUUAUAAUCUUAGCUCUGACUUGAUCACUACAGACGAAUAAUUUACUAUUCGGAUUAUCUUACUACAAUUACAUUAUGAUAAUUAAAUAAUGAUCAAAUACAAUUAUAGAAUUGCAAUUAACGACAUAAUCAUAUAUGAAUAAUUGCAAUGACAUAAUAAAUAAUUAUAAUAUCGGUCACAUUUAAGUGUUUCCAAUUUUUCACCAUUAUUUUAAUCGUAGGACCAAUGCCUUAACACUACCAAACCAAAGUUGAAUAAAAAUAAACCCAGUAAAGUAAUUAAUAUAGUGACAAUACACCAAAUGAUGUUCAGCCGAUGUUUAUCAUGUUUAGAGAUAAUCAUCCAUUAUAUAGUUGGGUAUUUUAAUUUGCUAAUCUAUUGUCAGCAGUUUAUUAUACACAUAUUUUGAAUU
Molecule: messenger RNA, 3614 nt
Organism: Adelges cooleyi (spruce gall adelgid)
Lineage: Eukaryota; Metazoa; Arthropoda; Insecta; Hemiptera; Adelgidae
Product: facilitated trehalose transporter Tret1-like
Exons: 2
Coding region: 722-2104 (460 amino acids)
Biological process (GO): transmembrane transport
Cellular component (GO): membrane
Molecular function (GO): transmembrane transporter activity
Source: RefSeq, a predicted model, not a curated record